This is a messenger RNA of Anopheles marshallii, 357 nucleotides long. RefSeq names its product putative peptidyl-tRNA hydrolase PTRHD1. Bases 1 to 357 code for a protein of 118 amino acids. Lineage: Eukaryota; Metazoa; Arthropoda; Insecta; Diptera; Culicidae. The record is from RefSeq and is a predicted model, not a curated record. The transcript is spliced from 2 exons. Gene Ontology annotation, molecular function: peptidyl-tRNA hydrolase activity.
AUGUCGGCCGUGAAGCUGGUUCAGUACAUUGUCGUAAAUGGAGAAAUUGCCAAAACCUGGCCGAAAGGUGCGCUAAUCGCACAGUGUUGCCAUGCUGUGGCUGCUGUUGGCCAUUUGUACGCUGCUGAUCCGGACACAGAAGAAUAUUUUAAGGACCUAGAUAAUAUGCAUAAAGUAGUGCUCGAGGCACCUGACACGGCUAAACUUGUUGGCCUGGGAGAAGUGUUGCAACAGAACGAGGUCAAACAUAAGGUGUGGAUAGAACAGCCCGAAAACCAACCAACAUGCAUCGCAUUGAAACCGUACCCUAAAGAAGAGGUACAAAAAUAUAUGAAGAAAUUUAAACUGCUUAGCUAA